This is a messenger RNA of Microthlaspi erraticum, 540 nucleotides long. The record is from the annotation of a GenBank genome assembly. Lineage: Eukaryota; Viridiplantae; Streptophyta; Magnoliopsida; Brassicales; Brassicaceae.
AUGAAGAAGGCGGCAGAUUUCGUGAAGCAUAUAAUAGACAUGCUGGCUGGUCUAGCGAAGGACAAGACGAAGGAGCUGAAGAAGAAGACGAGAGCCUUUAAGACCCGUCUUGUGAUAUUCUCGCUUCUUCACAACAGAAACAUGGUGGUGAGCUCCUUCUCCCACAAGCUCAAGGGCAAACCAACAUCAAAAAAGCUAGAUGAUGGUAAGGAUCAGAAACAAGAUCAAAACAUGGUGGUGGUUUAUAGCCAUAACGCCAUGUCUAGCACACCCGUCUCUCCCCACGUAGAAUAUGAAUAUAUCGAGGAGGAAGAUGAAGAGGAAGAGGAGGAGGAGAAGUAUCCAGACCUGAGACACUCGCUGUUUGAGGCAGAGGGUUCGGUGAUAGACAUGGUGAAACACUCCAAGGAAGACAAGGGAGAAGAGUUUCGGUUGGAAGACGAGAUUGACAAAGUGGCUGACCUUUUCAUUACCCGCUUCCACCGACAGAUGUGGUUGCAGAAGCAACUCUCUCUCGAGACUCAAGAUACAUCCUCCUGA